GCGGCCGAGCGCCCUGGGAGCCCGCGGGAGUCGGGGCAGUGGGGCGGCGGGGCGCGCGGGGCGGGCGGCGAGCGGAGCCGGCCGGAGCGGGCCGGGCAGCGGCCGCCGCCGUCCCGGAGCGCGCGCGGGCGGGCCGGAGGAUGGAGCUGAACUCCCUGCUGAUCCUGCUGGAGGCGGCCGAGUACCUGGAGCGCAGGGACCGAGAGGCCGAGCACGGCUACGCCUCGGUGCUGCCCUUCGACGGCGACUUCGCCAGGAAGAAAACAAAGGCCGCCGGCCUGGUGCGCAAGGCUCCGAACAACAGGUCUUCACACAACGAACUAGAAAAGCACAGACGAGCCAAGCUCAGGCUCUACCUGGAACAGCUGAAGCAGCUGGUGCCCCUGGGCCCCGACAGCACCCGCCACACCACACUGAGCCUUCUGAAGCGCGCCAAGACGCACAUCAAGAAACUGGAGGAGCAGGACCGCAGGGCGCUGAGCAUCAAGGAGCAGCUGCAGCGGGAGCACCGCUUCCUGAAGCGGCGCCUGGAGCAGCUGUCGGUGCAGAGCCUGGAGCGCGUGCGCACGGACAGCACGGGCUCCGCCGUCUCCACCGACGACUCGGAGCAAGAGGUGGACGUGGAGGGCAUGGAGUUCGGCCCCGGCGAGCUGGACAGCGUGGGCAGCGGGAGCGACGUGGACGACCACUACAGCCUGCAGAGCGACGGCGGCUACGGGCCCCCCCGCCGCCGCCGGCCGGCCCGCCCCGGCCUCUCGUAGGCCCGGGCCCUCGGCUCCUCGGCCUGCCUGCCGCCCAGCCACGUACGCCACCCUCCGGUCCUCAGCCUCUGGGUCACUGCUGUGCCACUUGGGAAGCUCCGCAGCUCCGGGGUUGCCGCCCGCCCGCCCGCCGGUCAGGGCCACCUCGCCGCCCGCCCCUCCCCGCCGGGCAGGGACCCCUGCAGGGAGCGGGCCCAGCUCCCGAGCUCCGGAGUCCAGCGUAGCCACCCACGGUCUGUUCUCAGAUUCCUAAUCAUUCCAGAAGUAUUAAAUGUCGUUGCUGCAAACCUCGGCGGGCGCCGUGUGAGGGGCUUACUGACCACGUGGGCAGCUCCGACCCCACCCCCGGCCCCAGGAGGAAGGAGUGGACUGAGGAAGGAAGGAAGGCGUGGCUCUCCGUCCAUCUGUCCAUCUGUCCGUCGUCCACGUAGGCUCCUGAAGCCUGGUCAGAGAGAGCCAUGAGGCGGGACGCGGUGAGCACCCCGGGCAGGGGCGGGGAAGGGCCUUGGUACCCUGAGGGUGUCCGGAGCCCGGGCUGGGCUCCCGGGGCAGGCCAGGCCCCCCCCACCCCCCGGGCAGCUUCGGCUUCGCUAGGUACCUCAGGUGUACACAUGCACGCACCUCGUCAUGUCCUCCCGCCUGCACACGUGCACACGCACGCACAUGUGGCCUCUGGACCCGGCGGUGCCUGGGACCCCGGGGUCACCGGGCAGCAGUGGCCCUGCCUGUGCCCGGCUCCCCUCCCCCGGGAGGUGCCUCCUCAGGCUGCUCGGUGUGCUCCGGGCGCAGGGCCUCGGGACCGCUGGCCUCCGGUUCACAGGAAGGCCGGGAGAGCCUGAGGCCGGGCGAGGCUGCGGGAGGCCGGGCUGGUGGGGAGGGGCGGCUCCGAGGACUCGGGCGGGCUGCCCACGCCACCUCUGUCUCCCGAACCAGAUUUUUGUACUCUAUUUUCCUAAUCGUGGCGCGCUGUUUGCGGAGGGGGGAGUGACCCAGCGUCUCAGGGACUGGUCCGUCCGUCACCACUGUCCGAGUGUGCCUUGUGUCCUGUGUCAGGCCCCGCCCCGGCCGCCGCCACCAGCAUCUCCCUCCCCCGUGCCCGGCAGGUGUCCUCCCGGCUCCCCGCCUCCUGGUCAGGGCUGCUCUCUGUCGCCCUGGCGGGAGGAGCUGUGACCGGAUCCCCAUGUCGCCCUGCUGUGCAGCGUGGCCUCCAGUCCGGACGGCCUGCUCACAGAGACCUAGGGUCUCACCAGCUUGAACCCCCGGCCCCCUGCCCAAGGCAAGGGCUGGUUCCCACAUUGGCAGCUGAUGAAGAUGGCUUCGGGGUCAGGCCUUUCACUCUAAGUCCUCGUCCCCAGGGACCGCACAGCAAUACUCAGGAGGCGGGCGGUGGGGCCAGCCCACAGCCUGUCUCCCCGCUCUCCGGUGCAUUGUAACCACUUUGCCAACCACAUGUGUCUCCCGUCCUGCCGGCGGACACCCCCGCGGGUGGCCUAGCCGAGGCAGAAAGGGGUCCCUGGAGACACGUCCGUCUGGCACAGAACCUGCCCUCCGAGGCUCGGGAUGGUGGGUGCACGUGGGCCCAUGGGGUCGGGUCUGGGGUCAUAGGAAAACCCGUCUGCUGGCACCUCCUUCCGGGUGAACUGGACCCCCGGAGGCGUCGCCCGUCUGCCUGAGCGUGUCCUCCGGGCGAUAGGGCAGGAGCCCCCGCAAGUCCACCCCAGGGACGGCCCUGACCUCUUACAGCAUCAGCUCCCCACCCACCCCUACACCUGUGGAGGCUCUGCUCCCGCCUCUGCCACAGCGUCCUGUCCCGUGACCAGCCCUGGCCCUCGACCCACCUGACUGGCAGCUCCACCCAUGGCUCCUCAGCCGUGGUUCCCAAGGGGUCCGGGAGUUGGCCUUGCUGGCCACCAGGGUGCUGCCCGCACCUGCAGACGUGAGGGGUGGCCCUUGGGGACAGGCCGGGUGCUCGGAGUUACAUCCAUUGCCCUCCCUCCAGCUCCCCGCAUGUGCCCAGGCCGGUUGGUGGGUGGCCAUGGUGCCCAGACAGGCCCUGCUGAGGCCUGCUGGGUUGCUGAGAGCACACCUCAGCGUUGUCCGGGCUCCAUAAAGCGAGCGUGACCAGCACUGGGCCCCCAGGGGUGCCCGCACCCUCUCGUGUGCCCUCCCAUGCCCAUGCGGGCCACUUUGGCAUUGGGUGGCUGAAAUCUUUAAACCCCAGGCUCAGUGGCCCCCACCCUCCUGGCCACCACCGCAGGGUGGGUCCAGCUGGCCGGGGAGGCUGCUGGCAGCUCCCCCUCUGAGCCUGGGCCGCCUCUGCAUAUUCGGUGUAAGAGGCCCAGUGCCCGAGCCUCCUUCCUGGGCAGAUGGAGCCCUGUGCCCGACCAUGGCCCCAAGGGCCCCCCCUCCUGUCUGCCCAGGUAAUCCCCAUCUGCUGGGCGAGGCAGGCUCCGCCACUCCCUACUCCCUCCUCCUCUCGGGGCCAGCUAACCGGGGCCCCCUCCCCGCCUCUGUGCUUAUAGGACUGACCCCGGUCCACAUCCAGGGCACGAGGGCAGGUUCCGUGCCAGGGUCUGGGCUGCCCGGAGGCCUGGUGCUGGCCAGGUGGGCACAUUAGAGAUGCUCACUGGAGAGAGGGGUCACUCAUCCACUGCUCACGGGAGGGGCUGUGCUGUACCGUCUGUCUUUGUAAUAUAAAUACAGAUUUUUAUACCUCA
Messenger RNA from Pipistrellus kuhlii (Kuhl's pipistrelle), 3478 nucleotides. It is a transcript of the gene MXD4, whose product is annotated as MAX dimerization protein 4. Gene Ontology annotation, molecular function: DNA-binding transcription factor activity, RNA polymerase II-specific; protein dimerization activity; RNA polymerase II cis-regulatory region sequence-specific DNA binding. Bases 141 to 761 code for a protein of 206 amino acids. NCBI's taxonomy places the organism in Eukaryota, Metazoa, Chordata, Mammalia, Chiroptera, Vespertilionidae. The transcript has 6 exons. The record is from RefSeq and is a predicted model, not a curated record. Gene Ontology annotation, biological process: regulation of transcription by RNA polymerase II.